AUGGCAGACACACCAGACAAUGAGCACGACACGAGCUCACUGAGGAGUGUUGGAGCGGGAUCCAUAGAUCGGGCCAUGGCCGCGACAAGACUCACCGCCUCGUCUUCGUCCAAUAUUUCCAAUUACGCCUCUAGCGUCUCCAGCGACAACCAGAGCCAGAGUCACGCCUACAGCCAAAAUCUGACAGGGAGCGGAAGCGGGAGUGGGGGUCUUCCUGGAACCCCCGUGAGCCGACGCUCAGGUGGAUGGGAACGGCAAACUCUUUCCCCGGCCGCAGCUGCAAGGGUGAGACACGAUGAUUCCAACAAUGAAGACUAUGCUCCUCAUCAGUCGAGCGGUCUACGGCCCAGCAGCGAACUCUUGGAAGACUCUUCUGACUCCUCAGAUGAAUAUGUUUCAACUUAUAAGCCAUUAAAGACUGCGUCACGCUCAAAACGUUUCUUCCAGUCUAUGGUCAACAAGUUUACCAAAUCUUCUGUUCGUUACGGACACUUGCCAAACAACCAACAAGAACAAGAUAGAAAUGUGAUCCAACACACUGUCAUUAUCAAUGUAUUCAAAGGACAACUUCAGCUAUCACCUCUCGCACCAAGACCAAAACGGGCGCUUGACGUAGGCACAGGGGGCGGAAUAUGGGCAUUGCUAAUCAUUGUUCUGUUACUUACAAUAGCCACAAAACAUCCUUACUGUCAUGUUCUCGGAGUCGACAUUGAUCCCGUUCAUCCUCCAUACACAAAAUCGAACUGCACCUUCAAAGUAAUGGACAUCACACAAGAUUGGGACUUUCCCGGCGGCGGCAACUUCGACUUCAUACACAUCCGACAACUCGGCGAUAUCAACGAUAAGCAGAAGCUUUUUCAGGCAGCUUUCGAUAAUUUGAGACCUGGAGGAUGGGUUGAGUUAACAGAAUGGCUCGCAAUCCUACAGUCGCCCAACCAUUCGCUAGACGGCACAGCAUUUCGCAAAUGGAACAACCUACUUGAGGAGGGACUGCAAAGUUUUGGUGCAACGGUGCUUUACCCGGAAACUUUCAAGUCGUUGCUCCAGAAGACAGGGUUUGAGCCUGUCUUUGAUACAAGAAACGGCGCACCGACGAACGCGUGCUAUCCUGGGAAGAAGCUGCAGCGCAUAGGCCAUUUGAUGACCCAGAACUGGCUCCUUAUCCUCGAGCCGUUAUCAAUGCCCGUUUUUACGCAAGGACUGGGCUGGACCCCUGAGCAAGUACAUGCUCUUCUGGCGGAAGUUCGACGGGAGAUUGGCAACACAAAAUACCACUCCUUCAUGACUCUGUGA
This is a messenger RNA of Fusarium pseudograminearum CS3096, 1293 nucleotides long. RefSeq lists its product as uncharacterized. Bases 1 to 1293 code for a protein of 430 amino acids. NCBI's taxonomy places the organism in Eukaryota, Fungi, Ascomycota, Sordariomycetes, Hypocreales, Nectriaceae. The transcript is spliced from 7 exons. The record is from RefSeq and is a predicted model, not a curated record. Gene Ontology annotation, molecular function: methyltransferase activity.